Diospyros lotus (date-plum) is the source of this 4171-nucleotide messenger RNA. RefSeq names its product alpha-mannosidase 2. The transcript has 4 exons. NCBI's taxonomy places the organism in Eukaryota, Viridiplantae, Streptophyta, Magnoliopsida, Ericales, Ebenaceae. Gene Ontology annotation, cellular component: Golgi membrane. The coding region runs from base 300 to 3806 and encodes 1168 amino acids. Gene Ontology annotation, biological process: protein deglycosylation; mannose metabolic process; N-glycan processing. The record is from RefSeq and is a predicted model, not a curated record. Gene Ontology annotation, molecular function: alpha-mannosidase activity; carbohydrate binding.
ACAGGCCAGCCAGCCAGCGAUCAAAGGCAUAGCAUAGGCAUCAACUACCGUACGGUUCCGAUGAUAAACGUUGACUGCUGGAAUCAAUACAGAUUUUUAUUCCGGUGCUGGGUUGUGGGCAAUCAAGGUCUCCCUCUGGUCAAGUCUUUGAACGAGCUCCCAACUUUCCAUCGAUCCAUCCAUCUGUCCAUCCUCCACCAAUGUCUAUGAAGAUGCUGUGCUAUAGAUAAAUCACGAAUCUGCAAGAACCAAUUCAUCGUCACCGUCCGUCUUUUUCUUCUUCGUCUUUGCCGGCGACUAUGGCAUUCUCCUCAUACGUCGGCGGCAACAGUCGCCGUGGAGGAGGCUGGGCCCACUCCCUCCUGCCCACCGCAUCGGGCUCUCCGGGACUCUCCAAAUCCAGGGCUCACCACCACCGCAAGGCGUCCCGGAAGCGCGCCAGCGCCCUAAGAGAUUUCAUCUUCACUAACUUCUUCACCAUCGGUCUCUCCGUCUCCCUCUUCUUCUUCCUCCUCGUCGUUUUCCGCUACGGCGUUCCGAAACCCUUGUCUUCCCAUUUCCGACACGGCCACCGCCAUCCCAGGUUUCGCAAGCCGAUUUACCGCAGAUCGUCCUCAUUGGCUGACCGCGACGUCGUUUCCUCGGCCGUCGUGGAUAUUACGACCAAAGAUUUGUACGAUAAGAUUGAGUUUCUGGACGUGGAUGGUGGGCCGUGGAAGCAAGGGUGGAGGGUUAAUUACCAAGGGAACGAGUGGGAUUCUGAGAAAUUGAAGGUUUUUGUGGUGCCUCAUUCGCAUAAUGACCCGGGCUGGAAGCUGACUGUCGAGGAGUACUAUGACCGACAGUCUCGCCAUAUUCUCGAUACCAUCGUCGAGACGCUAUCGAAGGAUGUGCGCCGUAAAUUUAUAUGGGAAGAGAUGUCUUACUUGGAGAGAUGGUGGAGAGAUGCCUCAGAAGCUAAAAGAGAAUCUUUCAUCAAUUUGGUGCAGAGUGGGCAGUUGGAAAUUGUUGGAGGUGGUUGGGUGAUGAACGAUGAGGCUAAUUCACAUUAUUUUGCUAUUAUUGAACAGAUGAUGGAAGGGAAUAUGUGGUUGAAUGACACCAUUGGGGUUGUUCCAAAAAAUUCCUGGGCAAUAGAUCCAUUUGGUUAUUCAUCUACAAUGGCAUAUCUUCUGCGUCGCAUGGGCUUUGAGAACAUGCUUAUACAGAGGACCCAUUAUGAGCUGAAAAAGGAACUGGCUUUGCAUAAGAAUUUGGAAUAUGUCUGGCGCCAAAGUUGGGAUGCAAAAGAAACAACUGACAUUUUUGUCCACAUGAUGCCAUUUUAUUCCUAUGAUGUUCCACAUACUUGUGGGCCAGAGCCUGCAGUUUGUUGCCAGUUUGACUUUGCACGAAUGCGAGGCUUUGUUUAUGAACUCUGCCCUUGGGGAUUGCAUCCGGUAGAGACAAACCAGGAGAAUGUGAAGGAGAGAGCACUUACACUGCUAGAUCAGUAUAGGAAGAAGUCAACACUAUAUCGAACAAACACGCUUCUGGUUCCCCUAGGAGAUGAUUUUCGUUACAUCAGCAUUAACGAAGCGGAAGCACAGUUCAGGAACUAUCAAAUGUUGUUCGAUUAUAUCAAUUCUGAUCCCAGCUUGAAUGCCGAGGCAAAGUUUGGAACCUUGGAAGAUUAUUUUCGAACACUUAGGGAGGAGUCUGAGAGAGUAAAUUAUUCACGUCCUAAUGAGGUUGGCUCUGGUCAGAUUGGAGGUUUUCCUUCUCUAUCUGGUGACUUCUUUACGUAUGCUGAUAGGCAACAGGACUAUUGGAGCGGAUACUAUGUAUCUAGACCAUUCUUCAAGGCUGUUGAUCGUGUACUGGAGCACACUCUUCGCGCUGCAGAAAUUAUGAUGGCUUUCUUAUUGGGAUACUGCCAUAAAGCAUCAUGCGAAAAGUUACCCACUGGUUUCUCCUACAAGUUGACAGCUGCAAGGAGAAACUUGGCUCUUUUUCAGCAUCAUGAUGGUGUAACUGGUACUGCUAAGGACCAUGUGGUUCGGGACUAUGGGACUCGGAUGCAUACCUCUUUACAUGAUUUGCAAAUAUUCAUGUCUAAAGCCAUUGAAGUGCUCCUUGGAAUCCGGCAUGAGAAAUCUGAGCAGCACGUGGCUCAGUUCGAGCCAGCGCAAGUGAGAUCUCAAUAUGAUGCCCAACCAGUGCAUAAAGCAAUCAAUGUACACGAAGGAACUGCACAAUCAGUUGUCUUAUUUAAUCCUCUGGAGCAAACGAGAGAUGAAAUCGUGAUGGUUAUUGUUAACAGGCCAGAUGUGACUGUUCUGGAUUCAAACUGGACAUGUGUCAAAAGCCAAGUAUCUCCCGAACUGCAGCAUGAUAAAAACAAGAUUUUCAGUGGGAGGCACCGAGUCCAUUGGAAGGCCUCUGUUCCACCUCUAGGGUUGCAAGUAUAUUAUAUUGCCAAUGGGUUUGUUGGAUGUGAGAAGGCUAAGCCGGCGAAAGUCAGGAUUUUCACAAAGGAAAAACAGUUGCCUUGCCUCAAUCCGUACGCAUGCGCAAAACUAGAAGGUGAGACUGCAGUGAUCCGCAACCGGCAUCAAACUCUCACAUUCAAUGUCAAUCUUGGCUUGUUGCAGAGGGUAAGUGGUGAAGAUGGUUCUAAGAUGGUGGUUGUUGGUGAAGAAUUAGGCAUGUAUUCUAGUUCAGAAAGCGGAGCUUAUUUAUUCAAACCCAAUGGUGAUGCUGAGCCGAUUGUCCAAGCCGGUGGGCUGUUGGUGGUAUCUGAGGGUCCUUUGAUGCAGGAAAUUUACUCUUACCCCAAGACCCGAUGGGACAAAAGUCCAAUAUCUCACGCGACUCGCAUUUAUAAUGGUGACAACACCAUACAAGAGUUUCUUAUCGAGAAGGAAUACCAUGUUGAGCUUCUUGGCAAUGACUUUGACAACAGAGAACUAAUAGUUCGAUACAAGACAGACAUUGACAACAAGAGGACCUUCUAUUCUGAUUUGAAUGGAUUUCAGAUGAGCCGCAGAGAGACCUAUGAUAAGAUUCCUGUGCAAGGGAAUUACUACCCAAUGCCCUCUCUGGCGUAUAUGCGAGCGCCAAAUGGUCACCGCUUUUCUGUUCAUAGCAGGCAGUCGUUGGGCGUGGCAAGCCUUAAAAAUGGAUGGCUAGAGAUCAUGCUUGAUCGUCGGUUGGUGAGAGACGAUGGGCGUGGUCUUGGACAAGGAGUGAUGGAUAACCGACCGAUGAAUGUAGUUUUCCACAUUCUACCAGAAUCCAAUAUUUCCUCCACUUCGGAUCCUGCUUCAGACCCCAACCCUUUAAGUCCCUCUCUGCUUUCUCAUCGGGUUGGUUCCCACCUGAACUAUCCGAUACACGCAUUUAUUGCCAAGAAGCCACGGGAAAUAUCUGUGCAGCCGCCUCCCAUGUCCUUCUCUCCCUUGUUUUCUUCCUUGCCAUGUGAUCUGCAUAUUGUGGGUUUUAAGGUUCCUCGUCCCGCCAAGUAUACUCAGCAACCCAUUGAGACUUCCAGGUUUGCUCUAAUUCUACAGAGGUGGCAUUGGGAUUCCUCGUACUGUCGAAAAGGAAGGGCUCAGUGCACGGUGGUGGCCAACGAGUCUAUUAAUUUGUACGACAUGUUCAAGGGGCUCGCGGUCUUGAGUGCGAGAGCUACCUCUUUGAAUCUUCUGCAUGAAGAUACAGAGAUGCUUGGAUACACUGAGCAAGAUGUUGCCCAAGAAGGACAUGUACUGAUAUCUCCCAUGGAAAUCCAGGCUUACAAAUUGGAAAUACGUUCAAAUGACUAACUUUUUCAUGUACUGAUCCUGUUGUAGCUUCCUCAGCCUGUGCCAGGUUUGUGGCAGUGAAGAUGGCCCAACUGCGAAUUUGAGAAUUAUGGUAGAACGUACGAACGAGCCAUCUUUGUUCUGCUACUUGUUGAAAUAUAUUGGACCAAGGUUAAGCCUUAGAGACCUAUCAGCUUGCCCAGGUGUCUUGUUGUAGCAUUUUUUUUUUUUUUUUUAUUUCAGAUUUCAUAGGAGGCCUGGAGCGCUGGUAUGUAUGUUCCUUUCCAGAGGAUCUGCUAAUGAUAAUACUUGUACUAUUAUCAUUAGAAAUUUUUUGUCACGACACUUGGCAUUUUGUAAGCAUUAACAGAUGUUUUUAGAAGCAA